Branchiostoma floridae (Florida lancelet) is the source of this 1136-nucleotide messenger RNA. RefSeq names its product mucin-6-like. The coding region runs from base 21 to 1136 and encodes 371 amino acids. The record is from RefSeq and is a predicted model, not a curated record. The transcript has 2 exons. NCBI's taxonomy places the organism in Eukaryota, Metazoa, Chordata, Leptocardii, Amphioxiformes, Branchiostomatidae.
AGGAGCCAACAACAGAGCCGAUGUCUACAAAGGUUUCAACUAAGUAUACAACAGACAUACAUACGUCUAGUCCUGAAAUAGUGACGGAACAAAUGACAACCUAUCAAACCUCUACUGAUCAUCCUACAAAGGAGCCAAAGGCUACAACAAACAUACAUAGUACUCGUCCAGAAACAACAUUAUUAGCAACGUCGGAACUUGCCUCUACUAGGGUCUCCACAAAAGCUACAUCAAAUGGGGUUACUGCCAAUCCAACAACAAUAGAGUCAACGUCAAGGGCUACCUUAGACAGAACAACACUGUCGUCAACAAGUGGCCAACCAAGUACUGAUCUUCCUACUGAAGAAGCUCCCACAACUGGUUUUCCAACAAUUUCCACCGACAAUACAAGUCCUUUAACGAGUGUACUUGAAGAAACGACGGAACAUUUGACGACUCACCUGAUGUCUAGUGAGAAGCCAACAACAGAGCCUAUAUCGACAAGAUUUUCAACAAAUCCUACAACAACGACUGGUAAGGCAAGUACUGGUUACAUAACACAAGAAGCCCCCAGCACUCGUUUUCCAACAAUUUCCACCGACCAUACAAGUCCUUUAACGAGUGUAUUUGAUCAUACGACGGAGCAUUUGACAACUUCUCAAAUCUCUACCGAGAAUCCAACAACGGAGCCUAUGUCGACUAGCUUUUCUAAAAAUCCUGCAACAACGAUGGAACAUCAGACAACUCAUAAGAUAUCAACAGAGAAGCCUACAACGGCAUCUGUGUCGACAAGCGAACACACUUCUAGUCCAGAAACAACGUCAGAUCAUUUGACAACGUACCAGGCCUCUACCGAGCAGCCAACAACGGAGUUUGUGUUCACAAAGUUUACAACAAACUCUAUAACAAAUGAACACACUACUAGUCUAGAAACAGCGACAGAUCAUUUGACAACGUCCAAGGCCUCUACCGAGAAACCAACAACGGAGUAUGCUUCCACGGAGUUUCCAAUACAUUCUAUAACAAAAUUACAUAAAUCCAACAACAGAAACAGUUUCCACAAAGUUUCCAACACAAACUACAAAGCCAACAACGGGAACAAUGUCAACAAGUCAUUCUGCACAAACUGCAACAAACAUACAUUCUACUGUCCCUGA